ACACUGCAUUGCAAAAGUCGGCGGACGUAAACAACGCAACCUUGUCGAAUUUUUUUCUGAAUUCAGAAAAUUCCGUUGAUAUUUCCCACAAAAAAAAUAUCCAUAUCGACAGUGUGGGAAACUCGGGCCGCGACAACGACAAACACACAGAAAUAAUGUCGGAUUUUUGAUAAAUUAAGACAAAUUUGUUGCGUUCCGUUGAAAUCUACCAAUAUCCAUAUACAAAAUAUCAAUAUCCCAAGUGCAUGGAAUUUUGGCCAGCUCAGUCGACAAGAAGGCCAUCAAAAAAUAUUCCCAAACAAAUGUGUCCAUGCACAGCGGAUGAAUAAAUAGUGUAAUUAUUAGCAAAGAAAUAAAACAACAAAAAGUGAAUACCAAAAAAAACAACAACCUACAACAACAGCAAAAAAAAAGUGAAAUUAAGUGCUUUUAAAAAAAACAGAAACAACAACAACAAUUACCAAAUAAAACAUGAACAUGGCGGCCGCGUCUCGUUUACACAAUAACUCAAAAUUAAUUUAAUAUGCUGGCAAAUGAGCAAAACGAAAACUACGCUAAAAGGCCCUAAGUCGGAGGAGUAGCUUUUAAACCGCUACUGUUAGCAUCAUGGCUGCAACAUCUGCUGGCCAACAGCAGCAGCAACAUCAGCACAAAUUGAAUAUGAUCGGGAGUGCUGAAACGGUUGCCAGUGAGAUGCACCUCCAACAACAACAGCAACAACAGCAGCAGCAUCAACAGAUCCACAUGUUUAAGCAACAUCAGCACAUGUUGCCACUGCAUCAGCAGCAGCAGCAGCAACAUCAUCAGUUUUUCCAGCAGCAACAGACAAAAUUUGUAUCGCGGGUCGUUACAAAUGCAGCAAUACAACAGCAACAGCAGCAGAUGCAACAAAUAUUACCAGCUGGUUUGGUUAAUGGCAAUGGAAAUGGCAACAUGAUGCAAACAACAAAUCUGCAUCAGCAGCAACUGCAACAGCAGCAGCAGCAGCGCAACAGUCAGCAGCAUAUAUUUGUCUGUCCUACAAGCAGCCCCCAAAUACUCCUUCAACAUCAGCAGCAGCAGCAGCAACAACAAACGAAACUCCGCCAGGCGCAAGUAAAGUUGCCAGUAAAGUCAACAUCAAUUGUUGCAGCAGCAGCAGGAACGACAGCGCCAACUGUUGCAACCAGUGCAACUGCUGCAACAAUACUUGCCUCGCGUCAAAUGAGUCAAAACAAUCAGCUCUAUGCCAAGAAUGUUGCCAACAAAUCCAACACCACCAGCAAUAGCAGCAACAUGAACAGGAAAAAUGUCAACUACAAUGGAAAUUUGGCUCCAGGCUGGCGUCGUUUAACCAGCAACAAUGAAGUGGCCUACAUCAGUCCCACGGGAAAAACGCUUCGCACGCAAUUCCAAAUCAAGGACUAUCUGCUGACACAGGGUACCUGCAAGUGCGGUCUACCUUGUCCGCUGCGACCGGAAUACCUAUUCGAUUUCAAUGCACAGGUGCCCAACAUGCCACUGAAGCUGCCAACAGUUGCUGCAGCCACAGUCGAUUCAGCAACAGCAACGACCACGACGACACCUUGCCUGCACCAGCGGCGAUUUCUUGAAUCUCAGAAGCAGCAGCAGCAGCAGCAGAGUGUCAAAGAUGCGACGACGACAACAACAACGACAACUACGCUACCCGCCGUAUCUGUAUCUGUAUCCAUAUCUGGGCCAGCAGCUGUCAGUGAUGUGUUCUCAACGCUGAUGAGAACGACGGCGACAACGACAACGGCGGCAACCGUUCAUGCAACAAUAGCAACCACACCUGAAAUGGCCAACAAAGAAGCUGAUUGCCACAAAUACGGCAAUAACAAAUUACCCCCACGGAGCCAGGCCUAUGGAAUAGCCACGCCUGUAAUGCAAACUAGUCAAGCAUUAGCUGGAGGAGGAGCUGUAGCUGGAGUUGGAAUUGGAGUCCCUAAGCGCUCAGCCGGAGGACAUGUGAUAAAGCAGCAGCCAGCAGCAGCAGCUGCGCCUUCUUCCCUGCCUCUACCCGUAACGCUGCCACCACCCGCAGCACCGCCGCUGAUGCAGCAGCCGAACUUCAAGGACGAUCCCGCCGGAUACUUGCAGCAGCAGACAGUCUUGCUGCACAAUACGCUGGGUGGAGGCCUGGAUACGGUCGUGAAAGAGGUGACCGUGUCGGCCACAUUCACAGCCAGAGCACAGCCACAGGAGCCCAUUGUGCACAGCUCCCAGCAGCAGCAACAGCAGCAGCAGCAACAGCAGCAGCAACAACUUCAACAGCUGCAGAUACAGCGCCAGAGGAUACGAAGGCUCUCGGUGUUUGGCGGCAAGUGGGAAGCGGAAGCGGUGGGUGGCAAUGUCUCCUCCAAUGGAAUGUCCUCCGGACAGCGCACACUGCAGGUGGAUACGCAGGCCUUUGCGCGGCCCCAGAAGCCACAGAUUACCAGCGUCACGGUGGUGCCACCACCCCAGGAGUCACCCGUCUCGAGCAGUGCAGCUGUGCUGCAAGAAGCUGUGGAGAAGCGGCCCGAGCAAGUGGGCGCCAUCUCCACCAGUCACGAGAGUCCCAGGCAGAGCUUGUCCUCGCCCACAGACUCGCUGCUGGAUUCGGGCAAGAGCACGCCCUCGCCAUCACCAAAGCCACAGCAGCAGCAGCAGCCGCAGAUCCUGCAGAUGCGUACCCAAGGGCAAAUACAGGGACAGGUGAGCGCACCCGCUCCACAGCUGCGUGUGAUGCGCCAGCAGCAGCAGACUCUUAGCGGACAGCGGCUGACUGUGGCCAGCAGCAAUGCCGUGGCCACGAUGACGCGCAGCAUUGUGACCACCACGGCGGGCACUGGGAUCACGGGUCGACCGAUCACCACGCUGAGCAGCUCGCAGGCCGGAAUGGCGCAGCUCCAAGCGAUGGCCGGACAAAUGUCAGGCGCCACGAAUGGUGGCAGUCAGCUGAUAAUGACUUCAUCCGGCCAGCUGCUGGUCAUUCCGGGGCCACAGCACAGCAAGCAGGGGAAUCCGCAUCAGCAGCAGCAUCAUCAGCGGGCGGGUAUCAUCCAGCAGCAGCAUCACCAGCACCAGGAGCUGCAUCCGCAGCCGGGAGGCGGCUACAUUGUGAGCCAAGCCUCGCCUGUGGGUGCAGCCACCUCCAGCAGCGGCAGCAGCAACACGGUGAUCCUCAACUCUGGGGGCAAGCUGCUGCACCACCAGAUCAUAACCUCGCAGGCGGGACAGAGCUCUGGAGGAGGUGCAGGAACAGGUGGCCAAACUGUUCUGCUCAACACGCUACCCAACGGCGGCUACAUCGUCCAUCAACAGCAGCAGCAACAUCAUCCACAGCAGCAGCAGCAACAUCUGGAGCAAGUGCUAGCCAUGCCACAUCCUGGGGCAGUGCCACCGCAUGGCCAGACGCUGAUCAUCAGCUCGCCAGAGUCCAAGCGGAGGCCGCGCAAGCGCAAGAGUUCUGUGUGCCAUACGCCGCCACCGUCGAGUGGUGGAUCCCCCGCCAAGACGCUCUCCCCCCAAAUCUCGCCCAGCAUACCCAGCCAGGCGCCCGGAAUGCUCCAUCAACAGGCGGCAGCUGCCGCAGCAGCCGCUGCUUCUGCAUCUGCACCACAGUUCCAGCAGCAGUUCCAGCUGAGUCCCGGCAUCCAGGGCAUAGUCGUGAACAAGGCCAACUCCUCGGGCCCGCAGCAGACGCAGCAGCUGCUGCUGCAGAACGGGCAGAUCCUGCAGCAGGUUAACCUCAUUGGGCAGCAGCUGUUGAUGCCCGCGGGCCUGGUAAUGGCACCAGACGCCACGCUGCUGCAGAUCCAGAACAUGCCCGCAACCAGCCUGAUGACGCCCCAGGGGCCCGUGAUGCUGCGUACGCCGUCACCACAGAGCAAGCCAUCCUUCAUUUCGCCUGGAGGCGGCGGUCAGCAGUACAUUGUGGGUGCCAAUGGGCAGUUGAGUCCCAUUGGACAGAUAUACUCGACGCCCAUGGGUCUGGUGAUGCCCACGGGGCAGCAGGGUGGCGGCUCCACUUUCGUGCAGGCGAGUCCCACGACAACCACCAUUCAGAUCCAGCAGCAGCAGCCAUCACAGCAGCAGCAGCAGCAGCAUCAGCAUCAGCAGGCGCAGCAGAUCAGUCUGCAGCAGACACAGGCCACCACCUAUCUGACGACAGACUCAUCGAUGGGUCGCCAGGGAACGGCGGCCAGUCCGCCAGACACCACCACAUGCAGCCCGCGCAGUCCGGAACGACCGCCCAGUCAUCGGAGCACUGGCAGUGAUAUGGUGCAAUGCGUCUCCAGCUCGGAACCGGAUGCAGCUGUCUCACCGCUGAGUGUCGAGAGUCGGCAGUCGCCAUCUUCCACAGAUUGUGAAAGGAGCUUUGGCAACAGCAACAAUCUCUUUACGCAGCCAAGUGGGAUGUACAAGCAUACGGAGCCAAAGAUACGACGGAUACACAUCACAUCGCAGGCGACGGCAGAGAACGGGAUGAGCCUGAUGGGCCAAGGUAUGCGUUUGGCCAACUCCAGCUCCCAUUCGAACAGCACAUCCGCCUCCAUGCCCAUUUCCAUGUCCAUAACAUCGUCAUCCUCGUCGUCGUCAUCGUCGUCGUCCACUGGCUCCACUCAAGUGGCGGGGGCACAGGGCCAGAGCCAGGGCCAUCGCCCAUUCAUGCACCUUCGACAGCCGCCGAUCGGGCAGCACAAUAACAACAGCCACAGCCACCAUAACAGCAACCACAACCACAACACCAGCACCACCACCUUCCUCCAUAGCCACAAAGUAGUUAACAUUGAUUACCAGGAGUCGCCCAGCACAACAGCAACAGCAACAGCAGCCAUGGCACCAGGCGCCACAUCCUCCACCACGAUGCCGGAGGCCAAGACCAAGACCAAAACCACACCAACGAAACGUUCGCGUCGUCCACAGCGCAGCUCUGGCCGUGGCACAUGCAACAGUGCCACUGGCACUCCAUUAAUGCCGCCACGAUCGUUUGCAAUUGGGGAACUUAUAUGGGGUCCGGCACGCGGACAUCCCGCCUGGCCUGGGAAGAUCGUCAAGAUGCCUGACGGCGUGUGCACGCCAUCGCAGCAGUUCGAUCACGUCUGGGUGCAGUGGUUUGGUGGCGGUGGCCGCUCCACCUCUGAACUGAUUCCGGUCAACUCAUUGCAAAGUCUCUCCGAGGGUCUGGAGGCUCAUCACAAGGCCCAAAAGGAUACCAGAAAGAGCCGCAAACUGAACUCGCAACUCGAGCGGGCUAUACAAGAAGCAAUGACUGAGUUGGAUAACAUUUCAGCCUCCUCGAUACCCACAUCCGUAGCCACAUCGGCGGCAGCAUCCUCAUCCGCUGCUUCUCCUCCGACAGCAGGACCAGCAGCAGCAUCAGUAAUUCAGCAAUCGCCCCCACAGCCCUCUUCAACGAACAACAAAAUAAAUGGACUGGCGCGGAGCAAGCGGCAGCAGGCCAACACAAGUGGAGCCAGCAGCAUGGUGCUGACCGCCAGCACGGCAGCCACACUGAGUGGCCUCUUCAAUCAACAGCAGCAGCAGCAGCAGCAGCAGCAGCGAGCCAAGCCCAUACGCAUUGCGCCCGCUCCACCAUCCGCUUCAGUGGGCAUGGGAACAGUCGGAGCAACAGUCACGACAGUGACUGCCAAUGGAGGAUCAGAACUUGCUGCUGGUGGCAGGAAAGAGAUCCUGAAGCUGGCCAAAUGACCAGCGCUGUCGGCGUUGUCGUCGACAGUAAGCACAGCGAACUAUACGCUCGUUAUUGGGCAUAAGUAGGGGGAAUUAGUGGAGUCCAGCUUGGCCUGGCCAUAUACUUAGUAUAUAUACUUACCGCAUAUGAAUGUGUAUCAAGGUACAAGUAGAAAAUCAGUUUAGUUAGAUGUCUUCCUCUGGCUCAGCUUGAGACAGAGUGUCACUUUGGAGUUGGUUGUUUUCUAUUGUUUAACAUACAGACCCACAAGACUCCCUGCUUAGUUGCGUCGCCGGGCGGCGCUGCCACACAUUUGAAAUAGACAAUAAUGCAUCAAGAAAAUGUUAAUCGAAAUCAAGUUACAAAGGAAGGUUCUAACCAUAAGCGAGAGAUAGAUUUGGUUGCUUCUUAGACAGCGCUUCGGCGCAGAAUUUAAGUUGUUUUGUAUAUACAUAAAAACAUUUAUACAUAUAUAUCCCUUAUCCAUAACAGAUUGUACAUGUUAAGUAUUUAUUUAUUGCGUAUAGAUCUUAGGUUCAUUUAGGUUCUUGUUUUCGUUGCAAUUUGUAGACCUAACCAUUAUUUUUAUAAAUAGGUAACCUAUAAAUAGAUGACAUUUUUGCCACUAAGUUUAGCACUGGAUAACCAUCAAUUACUCAAUUAUGUACUUUUGGCUAUACCAAACAAGUCCGUACAAAAACAAAAACAAAAUAA
Drosophila guanche is the source of this 6394-nucleotide messenger RNA. Its product is annotated as mucin-12. Lineage: Eukaryota; Metazoa; Arthropoda; Insecta; Diptera; Drosophilidae. The record is from RefSeq and is a predicted model, not a curated record. Gene Ontology annotation, cellular component: chromocenter; nucleus. The transcript is spliced from 10 exons. Bases 607 to 5697 code for a protein of 1696 amino acids. Gene Ontology annotation, molecular function: DNA binding; chromatin binding.